This is a messenger RNA of Centruroides sculpturatus (bark scorpion), 1398 nucleotides long. It is a transcript of the gene TfIIFalpha, whose product is annotated as general transcription factor IIF subunit 1-like. The transcript has 8 exons. The annotation marks the transcript as partial. The record is from RefSeq and is a predicted model, not a curated record. Gene Ontology annotation, cellular component: transcription factor TFIIF complex; nucleus. Gene Ontology annotation, molecular function: DNA binding; TFIIF-class transcription factor complex binding; RNA polymerase II general transcription initiation factor activity. Gene Ontology annotation, biological process: transcription initiation at RNA polymerase II promoter; positive regulation of transcription elongation by RNA polymerase II. Lineage: Eukaryota; Metazoa; Arthropoda; Arachnida; Scorpiones; Buthidae.
GCUAGACUUGAAAGAGAGAAUAAUAUUAAAGAAUUUAAAACAGAUGAAGAUCUUCCCAAAUAUGGUGCUGGUAGUGAAUUUGGAAGAGAGCAAAGAGAGGAAGCAAGAAAAAAGAAACAUGGAAUUGUAACAAAAAAAUAUAAUCCUGAAGAUCAACCAUGGAUAUUAGAAGUUGGAGGUAGAGGUGGUAAGAAAUUUAAAGGCAUUAGAGAAGGUGGUGUUGCAGAAAAUACUUCUUAUUAUGUAUUUAUGCAGGCACCUGAUGGAGUUUUUGAAGCCUUUCCUGUCAGUGAAUGGUAUAAUUUUGCUCCUAUUCAGAGAUACAAAGCUUUAACUGCAGAAGAAGCUGAAGAACAAUACAAUAAGUAUGAUAUUAAAAUUUCUGAUAUGGAUGAAUGGUUGACGGAUUCUGAUGAUGACGAACGUGAUGAUGAGAAUAAUGACAAUGAUAAAGAUGAUGCUGGUGAUAAACAGAAAAAGAAGAAAAAGAAAGAAUCCAUUACUGACAAAAAGAAGAAGAAGAAGAAGGAGCAUGCUACUGAUGAUGAAGCAGUAGAAGAAAGUGAUGAGGGUGAUUUUGAUGACAGAGAAGUGGAUUAUAUUUCUAAUAGUUCUGAAUCAGAAGAAGAACCAGAAGAAGAAAAAAUAAAUAGAGAAAUGAAAGGUGUUGAAGAUGAGGAAGCAUUGAGGAAAUUAGAUUUAUCUGAAGAUGAAGAAGAAAAUGAAGAAACUAAAGAAACACCAGAAACUGAAGAAACUGUACCUGAAGAGAAACCACCAGUUAAAGAAAAAGUUAAAGCUAAAAAAGCUGAAGCUGCCUCUUCUGGUGAAUCAACUUCAGAAUCUGAUGAUUCUGAUUUUGAUGAUUCAAAAUUCCAUUCAGCAAUGUUCAUGCAAAAACCUAAGAAAAAUGGGUCAGAUAAUAGUGCCAGUAGCAGUCGUGCAAAUACACCUACGAAAAUGCUUGAAGGUAAGAAAUCUAUGAAGCGUAAACUACUUGCUUCAGAUUCAUCACAUUUUGAUAAAAAAGCAAAAAUUGAUAGUCAGCCUGGAACACCAACAAUGGCCAACUCUUCCGAUGGAAUUACAGAAGAAGCCGUGCGUAGAUAUCUCAUGAGGAAGCCAAUGACUACAACUGAACUUCUACAGAAGUUUAAGAGCAAGAAAACUGGUUUGACUAGUGAUCAAUUAGUUACUACAAUAGCAAAAAUUCUGAAGAAACUUAAUCCAGAGAAACAAAAAAUAAAAGGAAAAUUGUAUUUAUCUAUAAAGCAACAGCAGUAAAGAUAAGUAAUGUUGAUUGGAAAAUUGUUUAUGUUAAAAAUAAAUAUGAAAGUUUUAUAUGAUUUUAUGAAUUCAUGUAACUAAACAUGUUUUGUUUUUCUUAAUUGGAAUUUU